UCAGUCCGACUAUUUCUUAGAUCCUAAAAUAAAUUUUGCAAUGUUUGUGUUCCUGAGAAUAUUAAUUGCAGUGGCUUUCAGUAGCAGUAUCAUUAAGCAAGUCCUGGGUGAUUGUGAUCUUGGUGCACUUCAGCUUGUCAAUGGCAGUUCAAUGUUUGAAGGGCGUGUGGAGAUAUGCUAUAAUAACACUUGGGGAACAAUUUGUGAUGAUAACUGGAGUGAGGCUAAUGCUCAAGUUGUAUGUAGACAGCUUGGAUUCUCUACUAUAGGUGCCUACUACUACAGUAAUGCAUAUUUUGGACAAGGGAAUGGUUCUAUAAUACUUGAUAAUGUUCGCUGUGAUGGAACUGAAGCUUCACUGAUACAACAGUGCAGUCAUUCACUUCCUCUAUCACAUGAUUGUGGACAUCAUGAUGAUGUUGGAGUAGUCUGUCCUAGCACACAUAACUGUACUCAUGGCUCAAUACGUCUGGUUGAUGGUUCUUACAUUGGUAGUGGGCGUUUAGAAAUAUGUAUUGAUAAUGAAUGGGGCACUGUCUGUGAUAAUGGCUGGACUAAUCUUAAUGCUCAGGUUGUCUGCAAACAACUGGGACAGAACCGUUUAACUCGUUACCAGGGAGGUAUAUUCUUUGUUAAUGCUUUUUAUGGCAAAGGAUCUGGUAGAAUAUUCCUUGAUAAUUUACAGUGCACUGGAACUGAGGACACUUUAAUACAUUGUAAUUAUAGUUCUGUUGAGUCAAGUUGUGAGCAUGAUGAUGAUGUCAGUGUGUUUUGCCUUAUUGAAAUACGCUCACCAGGAACAGUAAUUCUCUCACGUAACAAUUUGGCAUUAACCACUUACAGUAGUGGAGUAGUGAGAGUCUAUUAUAGUAGAAGCUGGGGUAAUAUUUGUGAUGAUAGCUUUUAUGGUUCGGCUGAAGCUAAUGUCAUUUGUCAUCAGUUGGGAUACACUGGAGCUUCAAGCUACUCUAGAGCUGGACUAACAAAUUAUGGCACAGAUCAACUUCCUGUAAUAUGGGAUCAAGUCAGCUGUAGUGACAGCAAUUAUUUAUCUAUUGCUCAAUGCUCCUAUUCUAUUACUACUACUAAUAGUAAUAGUGCAUGUGUUAAUUCAAACUCUAAUGAUGCUACUGUCAGCUGCUAUACCACUAGGAUAUGGAAUGCUCCAUUUCCUGGAAUGAUACGUCUUCAAGGAGCUACAUUCUCCAGUCAAGGGCGAGUUGAAAUUUAUUGUAAUGGAGAGUGGGGUACUUUAUGCAAUGCUGGUUUUGACUCACUUAGUGCAAGCACUCUUUGCAGGCAGCUAGGAUAUGACAAUCAUCAUACUUAUAACCAUUUAGAAUUAACUGGCUCACCUAAUCAACCCAUAUGGAGCUUAGAUAUUGUGAGCUCUAUUUCUGGUACUUGUUUUAAUUCAAGCAAUACAUGUCCAACUACUUCAAUAUCAAAUUGUACACAUUUACGUGAUGUCACUUUACAGUGCAGAGAAAGUGAUAGUUCAACUAAAUUGACUGUGACUACUGAAACUUGUCGUUGUGUUAGUGGAACUAUACGUCUUGUUGGUGGAUCCAAUAGUAUGGAAGGACGUGUUGAAGUAUGCAUUAAUGGAGCUUAUGGCACUGUUUGUGAUGACUCUUGGGAUAGUGAUGAUGCUACAGUUGUCUGUCGACAGUUGGGGCAUGAUACUAGAGGGACUGCAUUGCCUAAUGCAUACUUUGGGCAGGGAACAGGAAACAUAGUGAUGGAUGAUGUACAGUGUACUGGAACUGAAUUAUUUCUCGUUAACUGCUCACAUACAAGCACUAGUAACUGUAGACACACGGAAGAUGCUGGAGUCAGAUGCAGCAGCAUAACUACGCGUAAGUAG
This is a messenger RNA of Amphimedon queenslandica, 1867 nucleotides long. RefSeq names its product deleted in malignant brain tumors 1 protein-like. The transcript is spliced from 12 exons. The record is from RefSeq and is a predicted model, not a curated record. Gene Ontology annotation, cellular component: membrane. Lineage: Eukaryota; Metazoa; Porifera; Demospongiae; Haplosclerida; Niphatidae. Bases 41 to 1867 code for a protein of 608 amino acids.